CAAACGCACCCAUCGGCAUCCGCAAACAGAGCUUCGCCAGCUUGCCAGCCAGCCAGCCAUCUAGACUCACCAUUUGACCUCAGCCUUCCAUCAUCUCCCAGGAGAUUCAUGAACAUACACUUUCCGCGGUCUCACACACGCGACGAAGCCUCCUCGGCUUGUCAUUCGCUGGAGGAAACAGUCUAGUGCGAGUCUUUGAGCUCCCUCCCGCACCCACCAUGUCGUCGGCAUUGCGAGUGCAAAUUGGCACCUUCAACUACAAUCUCCAGGGAACAUCAGCCUACGCACCAGACCUCUCGCCAUGGUUGGUACCGACGCUGUCUGAAAGGUCGUCGCAGUACAAUGCGAGCAAUCCAUCCGAAGGCAGACCUGCGCCCGACUUCUACGCAGUCGGCUUCCAGGAGCUAUUGCCGUUAGAUUUGGGCUUUGCUGGAAAGGCGACGCAGGCGCUGUCGUCUACCGAUACUGCCAUUCGACGUGCUAUUCGCCCGCAGAGCGCCACGACUCGGAGUGACGGCAAGUAUCCUCCCGGGGGUGGACCCGAGAACUACGCCCUCGUAGCUCGCGUUCAGCUUGUCAGCAUUGUUCUCUACGUGUAUGCGCGCGAACGAGUCGAUGCGGGCUCGCAUGCCCCCAGUAUCGCCCAGCGCGUCAAGGAAGUGAGGACGAGCACAGCAGCUUUUGGGUUGCUGGGUCUCAUGGGCAACAAGGGAGCGACUGGAGUGCGCGUGGUUCUAGCAGGGGCGACACCGGGUUCACCGGACGAGGUGCUCACCUUUGUGUGCGCCCAUCUUACCGCUCACGAUCACAACGUUGCCAAAAGGAACGCGGACUGGCGGAACAUCGUCCAGCGACUGGUCUUUGCUCCAGACGCCGUCCAAGGUCUACCGUCCAGCUCACCCAGCGGUCCGCAAGGAGGUGGAAGAGCGGGAGAUGCCAAUCCUGACGUUGAUGCUCUCUCCAAGCAGUAUCAAGCGGAGAAGGAGAGCAGCGCCAAGAGGAGCGCCGAAAAGGCCACAGCGCUUGAUCAGCAAGAUCACAGCAUCUACGACACUUCUCAUCUCUUCGUGUUCGGUGAUCUGAACUAUCGCAUCGCAUUCAACACAAAGCCUGCCGCCCACUUGAAGGCGGACGGCGAGGCUUUGAAGAAGAGCGACAUCAAGCGCAAAGUCCAGCAAGCCGAUUGGCGCACUCUGGCAGCGUACGAUCAGCUCUCUCUCGAGCACCGACACCCUAGUGGAUCUCGCGUCUUUCAAGGACUCGUGGAGCCUCACCUUCCCACUGCUGGCUUUGGUCCCACGUACAAAUUCAAAGUGGACAAGAGCAAACGCGGCAAGAAUGCUGCGCAAGGUGACAUCGAUGCCGACGAGAAGAGCUCGCAAGGCGCAGCUGCUCAGCCUGCUCAGCCGCAAGAGCUGAGCGGCAAGCGCGUUCCCGGCUGGACUGAUCGCAUCCUUUGGCUCAGCUUGGGUACCGCAGCGGACGAGAAGACGAGCGAUGCGAGCUCCCUUCACGGCGUACAGACCGAGCUGUACAGGAGUAUCAUGAGCUACACUCACUCCGACCACAAACCGGUCACCGCAAUCCUGCGAUUGCCAUCGCCUUCGCGGCUAGCACCAGGAGGCGAGGCAGCUCUGCAGCCGCUCAAAGCGCCUUACCCCAUCGACGGUGCAUGGCGGACAAAGAGGCUGAUCGGACAGACGCUGGACUCCUUGCUCGGUCUCGUUUGGUCCUCGCUCAUUGCCGCGGGAGCCGGAAGCCUCGUCACGGGGCUCUUAGAGCUGGCCGUCAUCGUUGCGUUGUCCGCUUACUGGUUGUCUGCUGGCGGAGGAUCACGCGGAGAUUUGGGUUGGAUACUGGGAGGCUUCGCAAAGUGACGAAAAGGGCGGAAAGCAGACGUCGCGCGAAUACAUCCUUAUCGAAACAGAUGAAAGCGUGAAGGACAAAGUUCGAGAUGGUAUGUGAUUAGGUGAGGAAUGCAUGGUUGGAGGAAUCACAUGAGGUGCCAAGUCUGAUCUAGCAGACUCUUUUGAGAGGUCGAACGAAGAAGCAUCCACGACCAAGCCACGACCGCAU
Molecule: messenger RNA, 2076 nt
Organism: Ceraceosorus guamensis
Lineage: Eukaryota; Fungi; Basidiomycota; Exobasidiomycetes; Ceraceosorales; Ceraceosoraceae
Product: DNase I-like protein
Exons: 2
Coding region: 219-1877 (552 amino acids)
Biological process (GO): phosphatidylinositol dephosphorylation
Molecular function (GO): phosphatidylinositol-4,5-bisphosphate 5-phosphatase activity
Source: RefSeq, a predicted model, not a curated record